AUGACGAACCCCAGCAAUAUCCCCCUUGGAGUAUCACGCCACUCGAGUACCCCAGCUUCAUUAUCAUCAGAUCCAGGGAGCAUUCCACCCUUGUCCAGGGCGACAGUCGUUAAGCAUCCAAAGGUCCGGAAGACUGUGAGCAGCUCGAGGAGCAAAGCUAAUAUUUCAAAGCAAAAUAAAGACCAGAAAAAUAAAGAAAAAUCAGCGCUCGUCACUCCUUUAGAAUAUGCGCAGAAGUUGAAUCUUGACUUGCCAAAGAAGCGCAAGUCUGAUUACCUCAAGGGAAAGCAAAUAUUGUAUGUCGGUGGGGACAUGCAGUAUGCAGGCAUCCUGACGCGUGGUCGCAUGGACUACAUCAUCAAGCAUGGUGGCACCUUGGUACCAUCGUACGACCCUACUACUGUAACUCACAUCGUGACGGAUGCGACAACUCGCCCGACCCUGAAAGCCCUCGGACUAAAAUCGUUGAAAGAGAUCCCUGACAAUAUCCCAACGGUCACUUGGAGUUGGGUGAUAUCCGGGUACGGUCGUUUGGGCUAUAACAAGCUCAGGGGCAAACACGAUGAAGAAGCAAACGAUACGAAAGGCAAGGCUAACGCCAUAGAUGAUGAUGAAAGUCUUCUCGAUUUCGAAUUUCUACACGCGGCAUUCCCUCAACGCAUCCAUGCCGGUAGAAGCUGGCAGAAGAGAGGACAGGGAAAUUUGGUUCAAACAAAGGUACAAGUAACCGCCUCUACGGACGACCUUGGUGGAGAUUUCAGUUACAUUUCGUACGUCUGCUCGCCAAAGCUAGUGGUUCUUCCUCCUGCACCCCUUACAUUUGUUCCCACGGGGAAAGCUUCCAGCACAGCCCAUAAUAAUAAUAACCAAAGCAAUCACAAGCCACAGUCUAAUACAGAAGACCCUCUUGCUGAAUUUUACGAGAAAGCGAGGGCUGAACGAGCACAAGCUGUAAGUCGUAACACCGACGAGAGCGAUCAAGAAGAAGAGUUUUCGAAACCAGCACAUGUUCCACGGCGGGGUUUUACAUGCGACCGAAAGGAACCUGAGCAGCGCGAAUGCAUGAAUCAAGAUAUCAUUGAAAAGCUGGAGGAACUCAUGGAGUUGCACAAGGCAAAACUAGGUGAAGAUGAUCGUUGGCGAGUGUACAGCUACUCGAAAUGUAUUCGUGCCUUGCGCAAUUAUCCAAAGAAAAUCAAAUCAUUCAAUGAGGCCCGGUCAAUCACGGGCGUCGGUGAGAAGACUGCCCGAAAGAUCAUGGAAAUCAUCGAAACCGGUGAUUUGAGACGCAUUGGCUACGAAAAAACGGAUGACGUCGAAGCCGUUAACUUAUUUCAGGGGAUAUAUGGAGUCGGCCGACAAAUAGCUUAUAUGUGGUAUAAUAACGGAUGUCGGACGCUAGAUGAUGUCCGAGCUCGGAAAGGUGGCAUUAAAUUAUCUCGCGCGCAGGAAGUGGGUUUACAAUUCUAUGAUGAUAUCAAUGAUAGAAUGCCACGCAGUGAAGCAGAGAGUAUCUUCAACUUGAUUAGACCCAUUGCUCUUGAGCUCGACGAGCACCUUUACAUUGAUAUCAUGGGUAGUUUUAGAAGGGGCAAAGCUACUUGUGGCGACAUUGAUAUCAUAGUGACUCGACCAACCUCAGAUGGGAUAACACAUGCAGGUCUUCUUCCGGAGCUGCUUGCCCGUCUGCAUGCUGCAAAGAUCCUGACAGAGGAUUUGGCAUUGCCUGAUGAUUUUUCCGCUCUCGAAUUAUGUUAUCGUGGAUUGUGUAAGCGUCCCGAACCGGAUGCAAAGCAUCGACGCAUCGAUAUCUUAUGCGUUCCUUGGGAGAACAGAGGAGCAGCCCUCCUUUACUACACGGGUGACGACAUUUUCAAUCGGGCCAUGAGAAUGAAGGCAAAUGUUCUCGGGUAUUCUCUCAAUCAACGAGGUUUGUAUGCAGGCGUGGUUCGAGACCCCCGGAACAGACGUGUCAAGAUUUCUGAAGGCAACAUUGUUGCGUCCGAGACAGAAGAAGAAAUAUUUAAAAUUCUAGGGGUACCAUGGCAGGAGCCGCAUGAGCGUGUACGGGGUUGA
Messenger RNA from Suillus discolor, 2076 nucleotides. RefSeq lists its product as uncharacterized. The transcript is spliced from 17 exons. Gene Ontology annotation, cellular component: nucleus. Gene Ontology annotation, biological process: double-strand break repair via nonhomologous end joining. NCBI's taxonomy places the organism in Eukaryota, Fungi, Basidiomycota, Agaricomycetes, Boletales, Suillaceae. Bases 1 to 2076 code for a protein of 691 amino acids. Gene Ontology annotation, molecular function: DNA-directed DNA polymerase activity; DNA binding. The record is from RefSeq and is a predicted model, not a curated record.